UCAAUAAAGGAGAAGAACAAUAAGAAGUUGUGGAAGUUGGUUUAGAGUAAUGCUUAGAAACUCCCCACCAAUGGGUUUCUUGGGAAAACCAUUGGCUGCUUGGAAGAAAAGAAAAGAAUAUACAGUAUGGAUGCUUUUCUAGGGUCACUGUUUAAUUUCUCCGCCUCCAUUUUUCUUGUACUUGCAGGUAGAAAAUGCGAUCGAGGAACUGCACCAUGGAGGGUCCAGAAGACGGACACAUCCAGCCCACCAAAGGCUUCAUCAAGCAGGAGGAGGAGAACACACCGGAGCUGACGAAGAGGAAGAUGAAGGUCCGGGGGGAGGAGAACGGGUCGGCUAAGAAGUCUCAGAAACCUGCAGAGAGCAGAAAGAUGGAUCUGUCGAAGGCCGAUCUGCUGCAUCUGCUGGGAGUCAUGGAGGGAGAAGUUCAGGCCAGAGAGGACAUCAUCAGCCUGCUGAAGACAGACAGAACCCGUCCAGAGACCCUGGAGGCCCACUACGGCUCGGCCGUCCCCACAAAGCCUCUUCAGGCUCUGCAGAGAGACAACCUGCUGGCCGUCAGCAGCAGCAGCUCCCAGGACGUCUACGAGAAACCCAUGGCCGAGUUGGACCGUCUGGAGGACAAACAGAAGGAGACGUACCGACGGAUGCUGGAGCAGCUGCUGCUGGCGGAGAAAUGUCACCGCCGCACCGUCAUGGAGCUGGACAACGAGAAGCUCAAACACUCCGACUUCAUGAACAAGAGCGACGACUUCACCAACCUGCUGGAGCAGGACAGGGAGAGACUCAAACGUCUGCUGGAGCAGGAGAAGGCCUACCAGGCUCGUAAGGACAAGGACCACAGCAGGAGGCUGGAGAAGGUGAGAGCGGAGCUGGUGAAGCUCAAGUCCUUUGCCCUGAUGUUGGUGGACGAGCGGCAGCUGCACAUCGAGCAGAUCGACCAGCAGAGCCAGAAGGUGCAGGACCUGACUCAGAAGCUGCAGGAGAAGGAGCAGCGGCUGGCGGCGGUCAGCGACGCUGCCAAGGAGGACGGCCAGAAGCUCCUGAAGCUGGAGGCCGAGCUGGAGCACAAGGCCGCCAAGUUCUCGCAGGAGCACGAGGAGAUGAUGGCCAAGAUCGCCAACGAGGAGUCCCAGAGCCGGCAACUCAGACUGAAGCUGGCCGGACUGUCGCACAAGAUCGAAGAGCUGGAGGAGAGCAACAAGCUGCUGCAGAAGUCGGAGGAGGACCUGCAGGAGCUGAGGGAGAAGAUCAGCAAGGGGGAGUGCGGGAAUUCGACUCUCAUGACCGAGCUGGAGAAUCUGCGCAAGAGAGUCCUGGAGAUGGAGGGGAAGGACGAGGAGAUCACCAAAACGGAGACUCAGUGCCGGGAGCUGAGGAAGAAGCUGCAGGGCGAGGAGAACCACGGCAAGGAGCUGAGGCUGGAGGUGGACAAGCUGCAGAAGAGGAUGGUGGAGCUGGAGAAACUGGAGGGAGCGUUCAGCCGGAGCAAGACGGAGUGCGCUCAGCUUCACACGAACCUGGAGAAAGAGAAACGGGUGGUGAAGGAUCUGGCCGGCGAGCUGGAGACGGUGAAGACUCGGAUGAAGGAGCUCGAGGGCUCGGAGUCCAAAUUCGAAAAGGCGGAAAUGGUCCUCAAAGACGAUCUCAUGAAGCUGAAGUCGUUCACGGUCAUCCUGGUGGACGAGAGGAAGAACAUGGCGGAGAGGCUCAAACAGGAGGAGCAGAAGAGCGACGAUUUGAGUAAGAUGUUCAAAGCGGAGCAGAGCAAAGUAACAGAAGUCACAGAGAAGCUGAUCGAGGAAAGCAAAAAACUUCUCAAGUUUAAGUCAGAGAUGGAGUUUAAGGUGUCGACACUCAUCGAGGAGAAAGACGAGUUGAAAAGUAAACUUGCAAGUGAGGAGGAGAAGUGUCAGGAGCUGAAUACCAAGCUGGGCGGCAUGAAGGUAAGGAUGGACGGACUGGAGGAGAUGGAGAGAAAGUUGUCCAACAACAGAAAUCAAGACGAAGACAAUAAAGUGAAAGAGCUCGCGAUGGAAAUCGAGAGACUCAAGAGCCGGCUGAAGCAGCUGGAGGUGGUGGAAGGAGAUCUAAUGAAAACGGAGGACGAGUACGACCUUCUGGAGAAGAAGUUCAGACGAGAGCAGGACAAGGCGAAUACUCUCUCCAAGCAGCUGGAAGAGCUGAAAGGCCACAUCGCCAGGAACAAAGCCAUAGAGAAAGGCGAGGUCACGAGUCCGGAGGCGGAGCUGAGAGUCCGCUGCAAGAUGGAGGAGGCCAGAACCAGAGAGCUGCAGGUGGACGUCCAGGCCCUGAAGGAGAAGAUCCACGAGCUCAUGAACAAGGAGGACCAGCUCUCCCAGCUGCAGGUGGACUACUCCGUCCUGCAGCAGAGGUUCCUGCAGGAGGAGGAGAGGAAGAUGAGCAUGAGCCAAGACUUCGCCAACCUCACCAGAGAGCUGGAGGCCACCAGGCGGUACAGCCGCGCCCUGAGGCCCAGCACGGACGGGAAGAGGAUGGUGAACGUCCCGGUUACUUCCACGGCCGUGCAGACGGAAGCUACCGAGGACACGGACACGGCGGCCGGGUUCAUCCGCAAGUCGGUCCUCGAGGAGAACCACUUGAUGAGCAACCUCCGACAGCGGGGGCUCAAGAAGCCGGCGGUUCUCGAGAGGUACCCUCCAGCUUCUGCAGAACUCGGGGCCAAGAAGUCCUGGAUCCCCUGGAUGAAGAAGAAGGAGGCGAUCACGCUCACUCAGAGCACUCCGGAUAGAAACGGCAGGGCGUCGAUGCAGCAUCUGGCGCCGGAGGUGGCGCGGCCGGGUCAGCCGCUGCACAUCCGCGUGACGCCGGACCACGAGAACAGCACCGCCACCUUGGAGAUCACCAGCCCGCGAGCCGAGGACUUCUUCUCCAGCACCACCAUCAUCCCGACUCUCGGCCUCCAGAAACCUCGCAUCACCAUCGUCCCGAAACCAACAACCGUCACUUCCAGAAGCAAAACCUGCGACCUGGACCGCGCCAAAUCCCCGGUCACGAUCACCACCAUCUCCCGCGCCAAGAGUCCGGAGAAACCCAACGGCUGCUGCGGCUCUGACGGCCUGCGGUCUCCAGUGUCCAUCAUCACCGUCAGCACCACCCCCGUGGCCGAAGUCUGCGCCGCGCCGGAGCCUCACGACGCCCCCGCGGCCCGCACCGUGAUCAAGGUCGCCCCGGAGAAGCAGCCGGCGGGCGCGGUGCCGUACAGGAAGUUCAACGGGAACGCCAACAUCAUCACAACGGAGGACAACAAGAUCCACAUCCACCUGGGCUCGCAGUUCAAGAGGCCGGCGGCGGAGGUGCUGACACUCCGGAGCUCCGAGAGCAGCAGAGAGAUCUCGACGGGGACGGUGCUGCGGUCACCACGGCAACCAGCGGCGGCGGGGAAGAGCAAGAUGACGAGCAGCAUCACGAUCACACCCGUCACCUCGGCGUCCUCCAGGCCCACACAGUCAGUGCCCGGUGCGGACGUGCAGUCAGCUCGCAGCGCCGCCACACGGAUCCCGAUGUCAAAAGGUAUGAAACCGGGCAGCAAGGCGGUGGUGGGCGUGUCCACAGUGACCCGGUUAGAGUCUCGGGCCGAGAGCCAGUCCAUGAAGAUCGAGCUGAGGAAGACGACGGUGUGCAGCUCUGCAGCAGCAGGGAAGAGCUGAGGGCCACUAACAGGACUCUGUGUGUGUGUGUGUGUGUGUGUGUGUGUGUGUGUGUGUGUGAGGUCUCUCACACACAUUAUCUUAUGUCGUCCACACCUUCAGUUUGCAGAUAUACACGUUUUCAGGACUCAUUUAUGUCCCUUCAGCGGCAGGUUUUCAUGUUCAUUUUAAUCUCUCUGCAUGUCUGUUUUUGCAUUCAGGUGCAUUGUGAUUAACGUCGUCGUCAUGGAGAUAUUAGUGGCAUCAUUUUACAUUUGGAUCACAGCAUUUGUGUUUAUUUCACUGCCGCUUGUUGGAGGUUUCCCGUCACUGUGAAUCGUUUGUGACAGACACAAAAUAAAAACUAUUUAUCUCUCAAACAAGAACGGCAGCGCUUUGUACCAUUCAUUUGUUUGUGUGUGUCUGUGAGAGAGAGAGUGUGUGAG
This is a messenger RNA of Centropristis striata (black sea bass), 4117 nucleotides long. It is a transcript of the gene filip1b, whose product is annotated as filamin A interacting protein 1b. Bases 195 to 3692 code for a protein of 1165 amino acids. The transcript has 5 exons. Lineage: Eukaryota; Metazoa; Chordata; Actinopteri; Perciformes; Serranidae. The record is from RefSeq and is a predicted model, not a curated record.